Molecule: messenger RNA, 2146 nt
Organism: Arachis ipaensis
Lineage: Eukaryota; Viridiplantae; Streptophyta; Magnoliopsida; Fabales; Fabaceae
Product: external alternative NAD(P)H-ubiquinone oxidoreductase B2, mitochondrial-like
Cellular component (GO): mitochondrion
Molecular function (GO): NADH dehydrogenase activity; calcium ion binding
Source: RefSeq, a predicted model, not a curated record
CAUUUUCUCGCGUUUACAUCACAGACACACUCUCUCUCCCUCUCUCUCUACAACGACUUUCUCUCUCUUUGCCGUUUCUUCUUUUUCUCUCCCUCUCCGUCUUCUUUAUCGGUAACUUUGCUAUGACGAGUUUCGCUUUCUUCCAGCGUCUUUCUAAAUCCUUCCAAGACCAUCCCUCGCAUCUUAAGCUCAUACUCCUCUGCACCACCGUAACUGGUGGUGGCCUUUUGGCUUACAGUGAUGCUGCUUCUUCUGAAGUGCCGGUUACCGAGAAGAAAAAGGUGGUGGUGCUGGGAACUGGUUGGGCGGGGACUAGCUUCUUGAAGAAUCUAAACAAUCCGCGAUAUGAGGUGCAGGUGGUUUCGCCGCGUAACUACUUUGCCUUCACUCCGCUGCUGCCUAGUGUAACGUGCGGAACCGUCGAAGCUCGAAGCAUUGUUGAACCCGUUCGCAAUAUUGCUAAGAAGAAGGAAGUGGACGUUCUAUUCAGUGAAGCAGAGUGUGUCAAGAUUGAUGCUGAAAACAGAAAAAUAUAUUGUCGAUCUAAUAUGAACAAUAAUUUGAAUGGGAAAGAAGAAUUUGUCGUGGACUAUGACUAUCUAAUCAUAGCCGUGGGAGCAAAUGUCAACACAUUUAAUACUCCAGGAGUUGUGGAGAAUUGCCAUUUCUUGAAGGAGGUUGAAGAUGCUCAGAAGAUUAGAAGAACUGUUAUUGACUGCUUUGAGAGGGCAAAUUUACCCAAUUUAAGUGAAGAAGAGAAGAAGCGAAUUCUUCAUUUUGCUAUUGUUGGAGGUGGCCCAACUGGGGUAGAGUUUGCCGCCUCACUUCAUGACUUUGUCAAUGAGGAUAUGAUCAGAUUGUAUCCGGGAAUUAAAGAUUUGGUUAAAAUUACUCUUCUGGAGGCAGGGGAUCAUAUAUUGAGCAUGUUUGACAAAAGAAUCACUGCUUUUGCUGAAGACAAGUUUCAAAGAGAUGGAAUCGAUGUGAAAACAGGGUCCAUGGUUGUGAAGGUAACUGAUAAGGAGAUUUCCACUAAAGAACUGAAAAAUGGAGGAGAAAUUAAGACAAUUCCAUAUGGAAUGGCUGUCUGGUCAACUGGCAUUGGCACUCGUCCAUUUAUUAAAGAUUUCAUGGCACAAAUUGGUCAGGCUAGCAGGCGUGCUUUAGCUACUGAUGAAUGGUUGAGAGUUGAGGGUUGCAACAAUGUGUAUGCACUCGGUGAUUGUGCUACCAUCAACCAGCGGAAAGUCAUGGAAGAUAUUGCUGCGAUCUUUAAGAAGGCUGACAAAAACAAUUCAGGAACACUAACGGUGAAAGAAUUUCAAGAGGCCAUGAAUGACAUUUGCGAAAGAUACCCUCAGCUGGAGUUGUAUCUCAAGAAUAACCAAAUGCGCGGCAUCGCUGAUCUGUUGAAGGAAGCCAAAGGAGACGUUAAGAAAGAAUCAAUUGAACUCAAUAUCGAGGAACUCAAAACAGCACUCUCCAAAGUGGAUUCCCAGAUGAAAUUUCUUCCGGCUACAGCUCAGGUUGCAUCUCAGCAAGGCACUUACCUAGCCAAGUGUUUCAACCGGAUGGAAGAGUGUGAAAAGAAUCCAGAGGGUCCUCUCAGGUUCAGGGGAGAAGGUCGCCAUCGCUUCAAACCCUUUAGGUACAAGCAUUUGGGUCAAUUCGCUCCAUUGGGAGGAGAACAGACAGCUGCUCAGCUUCCUGGGGAUUGGGUUUCAAUUGGCCACAGCAGUCAAUGGCUAUGGUAUUCUGUCUAUGCAAGCAAGCAAGUAAGCUGGCGCACAAGGGCCUUGGUAGUUACAGACUGGACAAGACGGUUUAUCUUUGGAAGAGACUCAAGUCGCAUAUAGGAGGAGGGAAUUCAAAGCAAUAUUAAAAUUCUUUUGAUUCAGGAAAAAUUCUUGUUUCAGUUUCACCGAUUCUUUUGAAUAAGAGAGUAGUACACUAGCAGACUCGCGGCAGGGUUGUUACAGUCAAGGAUGAAUUGCUUUUCAUUUUUUUUUUUCAUCUUAGUUGAUAUUAGAGUUGCAGCAUUAUUUGGUCAUUUUCCCAUUUUUCCAAACUGGUCGGGGAAAAAUCAUUGAAACUAUUCAUAUGAAUACUUCAUUAAAUAUCAAGGGAAGAGUUAUUGUUAUCGUUA